Molecule: messenger RNA, 12303 nt
Organism: Lymnaea stagnalis (great pond snail)
Lineage: Eukaryota; Metazoa; Mollusca; Gastropoda; Lymnaeidae
Source: the annotation of a GenBank genome assembly
CCUUUUUUAAAGCUCAAACUUCCGUUGCCUACAAAGCCGCAUGAUUUGACGAAUUUUCAAUCGCAUUUAUUUUGAUAAUAAAUUUCUUGAACAUAUAUUCAGUUUGAUAAAGCUGAAAAUGCCAAUAUAUAAAGGUAUUUAUUAUUUAUUUUAAGCCAAUUGAACUUUAUAGAAACGUUAGGUCAAAUUAAAGUUAGCAUAGCCACAAUCAAUAAUGAACUACUUCGUCUGGGCUCUGACUCACAAAACUACAACUACAAGACAACUCUUUUUCUUAACUACAAACUACUACUGACUACUACUACAUUAAUUUGUGUUAAAAUCAAAGCAAAGAAGCCCUGGCUUUAAAAUAUUUUUGAGAAUCAUUAUUGAUCAUCCACUAUUUAAGCAAAAAAUAUGCCUGGUUAACCUUUUAAUAAACUCUAAACUGAACUAACUUAGGACCUAUUUACUUAUUUCAUUUUAAAGUUAAAGUAUUAUUAAAGUAAAAUUAUACCUAUUUUAAAGUAUUUUGUUCAAAUACUAAAUAAAAAACCAUUAAAUAAACUGUACAAGAUUUUUUUAAAGUGCAUUUCAUGCAACUUUUGUCAUUUGGGGUACUAUUCUCAUUGUGAUUGUUGUUGCAAGGAGAUUCGUCUUUAACGUUUACAUUUAAAGACAUGUUUUUGUGUUGUGUAACGGGAUGUAUCUACAUCAAAUCUAAGAUAAUAAUAUAUAUGAAGGACUGCAUUCAAGCCAUGUAAAGUAAAUAAAUAGUUGAACUACAUAUCUAGUUUAAACUUGAACAUAAAAGACUAGACAAUUAACUUAACCAGACGUUUUGGCUAGAUGCCUUCAACAGCAGACAAUACAAUUAAAUGAACAAGAGAAAAAAUUUAAAUUAAAAAAUAUUUGAAGCUCUCAGUAAUGUCAAUUUAGCUCAAUGUUAAGAACAGGAAGCAUUCUAUGUUAUUAUUGUAAAUAACUAAACAUUUCAUAAAUUUUUAAAUGACUUGAGCUACAAAGUUGAUCUUGGUGUAGGUCUAUUUGUAAAUCAUUGAUCAUUCAACUUACUCUGUUUAACUAUGUUGAAUUUAUAUUUUUUUAGAAAGAUUUUGAAAUUACACCAAAGUACCUACUAUUCAGUGUAGUCCUAAAUAAUGCACAAUCUAUUCCUCUAUUGAGUCUAGUCUAGGCCAGGAUACCAUUUACAUGUCAGAUGAAGUCUAAGAAACCUUUUUUCUCCAGUAAGAUGAAAGCUACAGACCCUUUCUUAUUUAUAUGAAAGAAUUUAAAUUGCAUAAAAUUACAAAGGCAGUGUCUAUACGUCCGGCGUGCCGGAUGUAUAUCUCCCCCACUAUUUGUCCGGCGACCAAGUCACAUGACCGCCGUAACAAAGUGGCGAGAGAUAUUUUGUCCAUCAGCCUUGUCACGUGACCGCGAAUGAUUCAAAACUAUUGUUAAUUUUAAAAUCUAUUUCUCUACCAAGUAAUGUACAUCUUGCAUGCAAAUGAUAGAAAAAAACUAAAGUGAAAGUGGCUUGUAAACAUUUUUGUUUAGUUUGUUAUUUGAGUUUGUGUACCAGCAACCCAUAAUAUAAUUAGGGGCCAGUAUUCAGUAUGGAGUUGGCAACCAUUAAAAGUAAAAGAUUUUAAAUUGUAAAGUUAACAUUUUAAAUUGCUAAAAAUAUUUUAAAACUUCUCAUAAAACUACUGUUGCUGAUGAACAUGAUAAUAUAAAUAUAAUAUAAAAUAUUUUUAAUUAAAAUGGGGGAAAAAAGCGUUCCCAUGCUGGGAAUCGAUCCACAAAUAUAUCCUAGAGCGGCCACACUACCACAUGACCACACAAGAGCUUCUUAGUAGAUAUUUCAUUCAGAAUAAUAACACCUACUAUUCGUCCGACGGUCACGUGACAUGCUCGCCGGACGUAUAUCUCCCACACUAAUUGUCUGGCGCGCCGGACGUGUAGACACUUCGAAUUACAAAAGAAAAUGACCUCAUGGACACCCCUUUUUAACACCUCAUAGGGUCAGUGGACCAUAGUUCAAGAACCCUUCUUUAAGCUUAACUCUAAUAAAAGUAUAUUGGAGAGUACCAUAAUAAUUUUUAUUUUUAGUUAACAUAGAUUUCCUUUUAAAAAAUCAGGGAUAAAACUGUCAUUUAGUUUUGUUAGUAGUAGUGGGCCUAAUUUUAAAAAAAAAGUAAAUUUGUCUCUUAAAAGUCUAGUUCACUUAUUUUGAUUUUAUAAUUAUAAUUAAUAAAAUAAUCUUCAGUAUGGGCUUUUUUAUAAUCAUAGCCUGCUGUCCAAUACUUAAGGUAAGCCUAAUAAACAAUUAAUGUAAUUAUAUUUAUUUACCAUUCAUUUUUCAUUUCAUUAAAAAUUGCUUGUCAUAUGAGAAAUCUUUACUAUCAAUGUCUAAAUUGUAUUAUUAAUUGUUGCAAUCAUAAUCCAAUUAAACAGUGAAUGUGAAAUGGGGCAAGGAGAAAUUUACAGACGUGGAGUGCAAUACAGAAGAGUCGCCUGAAUUAUUUAAAGCUCAAUUGUUUGCUCUAUCUGGUGUUCAUCCAUCGCGACAGAAGGUCAUGGUCACUGGAGCUAUUUUAAAAGUAAAAUGUGGUUUUGGCCUUUGCAAUGUCUGGGAAUAGCCUUCACAUGUAGAUUUACUUGUAUAUAACAAAAAUUUAUUAUGUAACUUAAUAUUAAAAUUAAUUGGAAAUCAAUAAAAAAAAUUGUAUAAGAUAUAUAAAUACUUGAUAGUUACUUUUUAUUAACAAGAUGUAUUUUAUUUACAGGAUGAUGACUGGGGCCCUGCAAAAAGUAAAUUGAAAGAUGUAAGUCAAAAUAUUUAACAAAUUACGAUAAACAUAUUGAUAGUCUGAAAUAAUAUACAAUUUAGACCGUUUAGCCCCAAAUAAACUGAAAAGCACUGUAAUUAUAGCUAAUUUUGGAGUUAGAGCAGUCACAUGACUUUUGAAAUGCACACGCGCAAAUGCACACAGACCAUGCAGACGCACACUGAGGCAUGCACACGCACACAGAGACAUGCAGAUGCAAGCAGAUGCACACAGACAGACACAGAAAGAGACGCACACAGGCAGACACUCAAACACUCACAUGCACACACACAGAUGCACAGACACACACACCAUAGAGACACACACAACACAUACACACCUGAAAUGAAAACAAUUGUAAAAAAUAUUUACAUUUAACAUUUUUUUAAUUACUUAAUGGUUAAAGGUAACACAGUGCUUGUGAAAGCUUGAAACAAUUUAGUGUAAUCCAGCUCAGCACUUAGUUCAUGUUCAAUGGAUAUCAUGGAUAAUCCACAAAGCCUUGCCUGUGCCAAAAAUAAUCGUAAAUAUGUUUUGAAUAGUGUUAGUUUAGAGAAACUGGACUCAUCUUACAACACUGACAAGCAUUGAAAGGAUGACAUGCAAACCCACUUUCAUGAAAAUCUCUGCUAGGCUGGAUUUUAGAAUAUAUUCCACCACAUCACAGACUCUCCUGCACUUGGAUGAGAGUAAAUAUGAAAGUGACUGAAGCUCCUCUGCCAGUUCUGUCUUUCGGAUGUCAAGCUGACAAGCUUGCUUUUAGCAUGUGCUAUUAGUGCAGUGGACACAAGUUCUCAAUACUCCAGUAGCCUCUGAUUUUCCCCAGUGUUUCAGCGAAGGAAUGUUGUAAGUGAAUGUGAAGAUGUUAUUGUGCACGCUCAACAUAUGGAAAACCUUUCACCCAAGGGAGAUGAUAGCAAUGUUGAUUGUGUGAAAGAACAAAAACUGCACUUUAAAUGUGUGAAAAACUUUGAUAAGAGGGUCAUCCUGAUCAGUCCAUCUUCAUAUCCAAAAUAGCACGGCACACAUGGGCGCCUUUCAGCUGGCAUCUCGGCUGGUAGACCUAUGUUUAGUUGCUCGCUUUUGUUUGUUGUUGCAUUGACUGCUGAUGAGAAUAAAGCGUUAUUAGUGCGAUAGCUGCUUAGCAAGCACUGCAUGGCUCCGAUUGGCUCGUGGGCAGCGUCAAUUUGCAUGUUUUCUGCUUGAGUAUCUUGCUGACCUUAUUGAAAUCAACUAGCAGAUUGUGCCAUAUUAUCAGUCACAGUAGAGAGCGGAAAGAAUCAAUUUCUUCUGCUUAUGAGUUCGCCUAAAAUACAUUUUGGAAUCUUUGACUUGAAAUCAUCGCAAAUGGUUAUUAAGGCUCUUUUAAAAAAUCCCACAAGUGUGACUUAAAAUGUCCUGCUCCACUUGUGUCAGCCUUUCAUCUUUUGUUUCAUGGUAUUUCUAUUCUCAGUUUUACUGUUUCUUUCAAGCUUGUUGUCCAAAAUAUUUAAAUGCGUAUGAUUAUUCCCAGCACUUGUAGCUGAGUUUGCCAACGUAAGUGAUACAAUGCUUCACAUUAUGACAGCCGUUCUCAACCUGUGGGUCGCGACCCCUUUGGGGGUUGCGGGACCCUUUUCCAGGGGUCGCCUAAGACCAUCUGAAAACACAUAUCCUUACAGCUAUGAAAUAGCAAUGAAAAUAAUUGUGUGGCUGGGGGUAGUCACAACACAAGAAACUGUGUUAAAGGGUCGCGGCACUAGAAAGGUUGAGAACCACUUCAUUAUGACAAUAUAAUGUUUGUCUCACAGGUGUAUGGGACUAGUAAUUAGGCUACUUUUGGGCAAUGAAAUAUUUCAAAUUUGUAGCUUUGUGAUUUUCAUGCUGAAGUACACAAUUUAAUUAAAUGACCUCAGUUUUGCCUGUAAACCCUGAAAUGCUUUUUUUUUUAUAUCUGUAACCUGAUAACUGUAUAUUCACUUGUAAAUUAACCAACUAGAUUUAACAGCUUAUUUUGAUUAAAUGAUCUCUAUAUAUGUUUGUAAAAAAUAUCUGUUAAAUUUUGUUUCUAAAUGCUGAUUUUAUUUUUAGGGUGUCAUGCUGUUAAUGAUGGGAACUGCUGAAGAGCUGCCUGAGGCUCCAGCUAGCAAGCCAGUAUUUGUUGAAGAUAUGAGUGAACAGCAGCUUGCAUCAGCUGUAAGUAGUUUUUUUAAAUGUUGGAGAUACCUCUUUAAUUUAUAACACUUUAUGUUAAUUUCAAGUAAACAAUGAAUUCAGAUCCGGUUGGAAAAACUGUUAGACAUCUUACUUUUGUGAUUUUGACAUUUAGAAUUAUGAAAUCUUGUAACACACACAUUUAGCUGAUUAGUUUCUAUAUUUUAUUUAUUUUGCCAAAUUAUAAUUUUUAUAUGAAUUUCAGAAUUUCAGAUAACUUAAUCUAAAUGUGUUUUUUCUCCCCAGCUUGACGUACCUGCUGGUUUAACUAAUCUUGGAAAUACCUGCUACAUGAAUGCUACAAUCCAAUGUCUGCGAGCUGUACCAGAAUUAAAAGAUGCUUUGAAGAGGUAGGAUUUUAAAUUAUUAUGAUACAAAAAAUUUAAGCUAGCUUUUGAAAUAUUAUAAAUACCUGGAAAUACUCAAAUUUUUCUUCUUAGUCUUUUUUUACUCUUAAGGGGAAAAAAAAAAUACUCCAAUAAUAUUUUAAUUAUUUUUAUAUCUAAGAAAAUAAAACAUACAAAAAAUAUCUAAUGAUAGCUGAGUCAAAGAUGAACAAAUUAAUAUAAAUAACUGAUCAGAUCAGACCUAUUUCAGAUGAGUUAAUUCAUUAAAUUAUUUUAAAAAAUCACCUUAAGAUUUUUUAAGAAAUGUGAAAAAAAAACGGUCACAUUGCAGAGAGAUAAAUAAAUAAAUACUUUUUGUCCGAUUCUUUUUAUACAAAAAAUAAAAACAAUUUGAUAAUUAUGAAUUUUGUAAGCUUUUUAUUUCUGUUACAGAAUGAAAUUCUUAUCCACAAAAUAUAAUCUGAUAUGAAAUAAAUUGAAAAUUAUGUACUAUGAUAUUAUUUAAACAGAUAUGUAAUAUUUCUAGUUUCAGUGGAGGUUUAACAGUGGCAGGGGCCAUUGCACCAGCUGACUCAAUCACAGCAGGUAUACAUUUUACACCUUUGAGAAAUUAUUGUUAUGGAUAAUAUGAAGAAUUAAUUUGAUUUAAUUUAGUAUGUCAUACAGUUAUCCAGACCAUAAAGUUUUGAACCUCAGCCCAUAAUUUAUUCAUCACUUUCAGCGCUUCGUGAUUUGUAUGUAUCAAUGGACAGAACUUCUGCCCCUCUUCCGCCUAUCAUCUUCCUUCAAGUGCUGCAUAUGGUAUACCCCAGGUUUGCAGAAAAGGGAGAAAAUGGAAGUUUCCAGCAACAGGUAUUCAACUAGAGCUGUAGAGUUUUGUGUGGGAGGUGGAGGAGGAUGCUCUGAUUAUGGGCUUACGAGUCCUUCAUUUAAAAUCAUGCAGCGCUUGUUUUAUUAUAUAAUUGAUAAAUAUAGUCUUGUGAUGGAUAGACCACUACUAAUUUUUCAGGGCAUAUUAUUUACAUAAAAUAUUUUAUUUGAGACAGAUUUUUUUUCUUAUGGUAAUUUUUUAAAAUCCUUUGUACAUUGUCAUUUAUUUUAUUUUUGCCUUUCUUUCAGAAAGUAUUAACAUGUGUUAAUUUUUAAAUAUAUUCCAGGAUGCCAAUGAAUGUUGGACUGAAAUCGUUCGAGGUCUCCAGCAGAAGCUGAAGGCAGUUUCUUCAACACGCAGAACCAUAGAACCAAUGGUAAUUUCCACAUAUGUUAUUGUUAGUGCUAGCUUCAUGUAUCCGGCAUAUAAGAUUAAUAGUACUACUGUAGAUCUUAAUGUUAUAUACUUAUUUUUAUUAGAACACUUUCAAUAUUGUUUUGAUUUCAAAGCCAUUUGUUUUUUUUUUAUGUGGUUUCAUUAAUAUUUGAGAAUCAGUGAGUUAUUCCUUUUUAAAUUUUGUUAAAUUUUGUAUUCUAAAUUGCAGGAAGUUGGAGGUUCAGAUUCACCAUCUACUUCAUCAUUUCUAUCCGAGGCUGGCCCAAGUCGCGGAUUUAUUGACCAGUAUUUUGGAGGAGAGUUUGACACCUCGUAUCCUUUGCAGGAAUAAUGACUUUUUAGGUUUUAUUAGAAGCACAGUCAUGGAUGGGGAUUACUGAAAUGUAUUUUUACAAUCAGUAAUGAAACACUAUGAUUUUAUAAUUAAUAAUUUUAUUAAGAGGUAUUUUUAUUUGAAAAGUUAACUUUGACCAUGCCUAAGUAUUCAAAACUGAGAUUUUACACAUUAUUUCCUUAACGACAUUCAAAAGUAUGAAAUGCAAUGAGGCACCUGAAGAGGGUACAGUUAUUGGCAAAGAAAAAUUUCUGCAGCUUAGUUGUUUUAUUGAAAAAGGUAAAUUUGUGGUCUAUUAGCUAAAGUUGCCAGUAAAACUUUCCCAUUAAAAUUCUAAUUGUAUAUACCUCUAUUUUCAAAUAAUUUGUUUUUUUAAGAACAAAAUAUUUAAUGGCAUUUCUUUUAUUAUUUGUUAUCGUUUGUUUCAGAUGUCAAAUACAUGCACACAGGUUUACAAAGUGUAAGUUGAACUGCUCUUUGUUAAGUUUUUUCUUUGCACUAUUAGAAAAGUUUUUGAAAUAUUUAAAUGCUAAACCAACAAAAUAUAUGAAAUGCACAAAAAAUAAUGCUUCAAGGUACUGAGCCUAAUCCCACUAAUCCCAUUGCCCUUCUAGUUAAAUUUGUUCUGUUCUUUUAUUAGUUACUUGAAUUACCUUGUAAAUAUAUGCAGUGCCGGAUUUACCUAUAAGCUAAAUAAGAAAAGCUCAGGGCGUCAUAAUCUGCUGACGAUAUAUUUUACAUUUUUCUUUGACCAACUGAUGUAAUUAAAAAUGGCAGGGGGCCCCUGAACUUCGUAUAGCUUAGGGCCUUAACAAGUCCAGCCCUAACUAUAUGUUUACCGGUAUUGAUUUAACAAUGAAAUGAAGCAGGCACUAAAAAAAGAUACUGCUGUUAAUUUCUUCAAUCUUAGAAUUGUACACUACUUUUCACUCUACUCUCUUGUGAGAACUUCAUUGGUUUUUUUCUACAUAUAACAUCUAUGGUGACUAUUUUAAUUUUAGUCUCUAUUUAAAAUUUUAAUUGGUUUUGUUAAUAUUUUCUAAUUAAUUUAGAGACUGGAAGAAACAGUUACUAAACACUCUCCCACACUAGGACGUGAUGCUGUUUACACUAAAUCUGUGAGUGUCGAUUACCAGAAUUGAAAAAAAAUUAGAGAUAUUUGGUUAAACAUCAUUUUAUAUCACAAUUAAUAAAUUUGUCAAUGUUAUCAUUUUUACUGGAAGAAUUCAAAACAAUGACAAAUAAUUGUUUUAUCAAUUUCUCAUUUCACAGAGCAAAAUUAAUCGAUUACCAGGCUAUUUGACCAUUCAGUUUGUCAGGUUUUUUUACAAAGAAAAACAGUCAACAAAUGCAAAAAUCCUCAAGGUCAGUUGUUUUAUUGUCAAUUAUACCUUGCACUGGAAAUUUAGUAGCAUAUUACUAAUCACAAAAUGCAUUUAUUGUCAUUUAAUUUAAAAUGCUUUAUAAAUUAAUUUAUCCAAGAAUUUUUUUUUUGUUCCUUUAUACAUGCAUACAUUUUUUUUUAUAUAGGAUAUCAAGUUCCCACUAUCUCUAGAUGUCUUUGAUCUGUGUUCACCAAGUCUACAACAGAAGUUAAUUCCAAUGAGGGAACGUUUUAAGGCUGCAGAGGACAAGAAAGUGGAAUUAGCCCAAGCUGUAAGCUGACAACUACUUUUAAAGAAUCAAAGUAGUGAAUUUUUAAAUAUAUAUACAAGUUACAACUAUAAUCAUUUUAACCAUUGAAAAUUGUUAUCAACUUCUAAACAUCACUUUAUGGGCAAAUGUAAAAUGUGUGUUUUAUAGUAUAAUAAAUUAACUUACAAAAAUAUGCCUUUUACAAUUUGUUUUGGAAAUGGAUUUUUUUUUUUUCAUGUAUUCCAAAUUGUAUUUAAUUAAUCCUGUAAAACAAUUAACACCAAACAGUACUUUCUCUGUGGAUAAGAGUUUUAUUAUUAACAUUUUUAAAAAUAUCCUUUAAUUUUUUCAUAAUGUUUUAGGGUAAAGGAAAACCUCUUGCUGUGAAAGACACCAAGAAAGAUGUCAAGACGGAGCCAUAUUGGUUUCCAGAAGGUACCUUAUUAUUUUAAUGUAUACUUAAUAACUUGAUGAGUAACACCACAGAACUGUUGUUUUUUUUUGUUUGCCUGCCACUUUUUGUUUUACUUGAUGUGGUCUUCAUAUUUCCUAGUUGUAAUUGGCAAGAAUGAAAGUUUCUUGGAUAUACAUUUUUUAAAAAUAUUGGCUUAAAUUAUGCUUACCAUAAAUACCUAAACACUCCGUUUAUUCUGAUUAGCUUUGGUCCAAGGUUAAUUUUUAGUAUUAACCCAACUAUUUUCUUUCAAUUACUGAUUCUGACAGACAUUGGCUCCAAUAACUGUGGGUACUAUGAACUGUCUGCUGUACUUACACACAAGGGAAGGUCCAGCUCUAGUGGACACUAUGUUGCAUGGGUUCGUAGAAAAGGGGGUAAGUUAAAUAAACAUCCCGAAACUUAUGCAAGAAGAGAGAUGUAUUUUUUAUAAGACUAGCUUCAUCUUUAAAGACAUAAGUUUUCUAAAGUCUUCAUUUUUGGUUAUUUUUACUCUUUUGUUCCUUCCAGCUGUCUUAUAAACUGAAAUAAUACUCAGGCUCAAAUUUUCCACCAUUUACUGUGUGCUUUCCAGAUGAGUGGCUCAUGUUUGAUGAUGACAGAGUGACAGCUGUUACAUCUGAGGAUAUUCUCAAGCUUUCAGGUGGAGGUAAGUCAUCAAAUCUGUCAUGGUUAAACCAUGUCAUGCAUUAUCUGCAUCAGAAAUUGUGGUGUGUUUUGUAUGCUUUGAGAGGUGCAGACUGACAUUGUCUGUCAGCCGUUUAUCAAAGUUUGUCUUAUCUAAAAGUAAAUGAACAGAAUAUAUGGAUGCUAUUAUUGUUGUGUGUGGAAGGUACUUAACAAAAGUUCAGCGUAAUUUAUAGCAGAGUAUCAAACUCAAUGCGCACCCAAAAGAAUUUUAAAAUAUUUUUUAAUAGAAAAUUUCUUCAUUUUGAACAUUUUGAGGGUAAUAAUUCACCAAAUAUUUUUUUUUUUUACAUUUUUAUUUCACAAAAGGAACACAUUUGAAAUAUUUUCCUCAGAAUAAUUUUAAAAAAGGUAAUUUAAAAAAAGCUAAGAACCUGUUCCCUUAAGUUACAUCCAUAGAAUUAAUUCAUUUUCACCUUGAUUUAUUUCAGGUUUGGUUAAGUUUUUUUAUUACCCGGUAUUAGAAAAGGCAUGGACUGCAGUAACGUUUAAAACGAUUUGUUUAAACAUUAAUGAUUUACAUGGAAGCUUUACUUAAAGAAAGAAAUACAUGUUUCACUUAAAAGCCUUCUAGACAAUACAAAAAGUGCAUUAACACCUAAAUGUUAUGUACUGGUAUCUUAUAUUUAUAAGUGAACAAAAAAAGUACAUUUAAAAUUUUUAAAGUUGUUUCCCCUUUCUGAGAAGAAACAAAUAAAUUUUUUCCUCCCCAAAAUAAAAAUUUCCCCUCUAAGGUCAAGAUUUAGCUCCACAUUCUGAAAAUGCUGUUUUUCCAAAAUUAAAUUUACAUUGAUUUUUUUCAGGAGACUGGCAUUGUGCUUAUGUGCUCUUGUAUGGACCACGUCUGCUGGAGAUUGAUGAAGACAAACAGGAGAGCUAACACCAACAGCAACUAGUCAACAUGCUAUUGGAUUAAGGUCAAUAGACUCUACUGCCAGUGACGGUCAUUGCAAAGAUUUGUUGUACUGUCUGUCACUUGAUUCUGUCACAUUAAAUGGCUUGUGUUGCCUCUUGACAUAGAAUGGCCUAUGUUGUAUGAAGGAGCCUUUUCAAACUAUUCAGUUUUAAUUCUCUUGGAGUCUUCUGCUAGGAAAUUAUUGAAUUUUUAUGUCCAGGAAUAUAUUUGAUGAGUAACCUAGGAUUGACAUUUUGAUUAUAAGUUGCAUUUUUUUUGCUCUCAUUAUUAUAUUAAUAAUUUAUGAUCACUCCUUUUGUACUUGGUACACUAUGGCAGGUCACUGGAAACUUUUGACUUUAAAUGCGGUACAAGAUAGAAAUGAGAGGACCUAAUUUUUUUGUCAUUUAAUAAUGCUCAAAAAACAUAAACAAAGCAAAAUUUUCUCCUUUCUUCAUUCAGAUACCUGUGUACAUUUGUUGGUUAAUUUUGUUGAUUUAUUUAAGACUUUUUUUAUCAUAAUUUUUACUACUAUUAACUACUAUGUCAUUGUAUCACUCAACCGCGGAUCAACAAUAAUUAUUUAUUUGUAACAACAUGCCAUCUUCUAAUUUUUAUAAAUAAAGCUAAAAGUGUGGAAAGGCAGAUUUUUUUAAAAUGUUCCAGUUAAGUUUUUAAAAAAGUCCAUAUAACUUGAAUAAAAAUCAUUUUUGUUUUUUAAAAAAUUGGUACUGUAUUUAUUUUUUAUUUAUUUUUAAAGUAAACAAAUUUGAGCUGUGAGCAAAAUAAGUUCUUAAAAUUUACUUUGCAUUGCUUUCAGUGGACUCAGUGGAAACUAUGCAUUUAAAAAAUAAUAGAUUAUUUAUGAAGGAUAUUUUUAUUUCAAUACAAUUACAAAGUGCUUCAAUUUGCAUUUCUCUUAAUCUUUUAAUUAGGGUCUCAUUCCUGAUGCUGUGUAAAGAGGUUUUAAAAGUUUUUGGGGGGGGGGGGGGCAUAUUGUGAAAUAUAUCUGAUUGAUAUUUGAAUUGACAAUAAUGGGUUAUUGAUAUAUUGAUGGCACAAUAAAUUGGGUUGAUACUAUUAUAACAUUGUAUCAUUGUGUGUGAUCAGGUCUGGGGAGUGAGCGGGAUAUUACAGUUCAACUCUUAGCACGCCACAUUUGUGCAGUGCUGUUGAUCACUGUUCAUAAAAGUAAAGGCUGACAUCACAAGUUGUAAUUUUUCAUUUUUAAAACUUGGACGACGACACAGCCUGCUGCCCAAUGGCCACCCCUCCCCCAAUUGCCAUCAUAGCUUUGUAAAUCAUAACAUAAAAUAUAUGGAGAGAGUGUUUUGCAUCCUAACCACUUCUGUAUUAGCAAAACUAUGUCUGCCCUCUGAAAAUGCAAGUACAGUCCCACCACAAGUCAAUGUGCAAGCAGCAAUGUCACUGUGAGUGUGAAUGAUAUUUGCGAUCUACUUCACUGUACCCGACGUUAAAAUGCUUUGGUAUUGAAAUCUGUGCUUGAACAAUGUAACUGAUAUAAGCAGCAUGCUCUGGUUGUGUGUGCAGAUGUUGUGUUUAAUGCCGCUGUGUUAGCAUGGUUUCAUUAAUAAAACUCAACAAACAAACAAAAAUCAUUAAAGGUUUUUUUUAAUUAUAACUUUCUUGCAUAUAAACCAAUUAUGAAUAAACCAGG